Molecule: messenger RNA, 927 nt
Organism: Daldinia caldariorum
Lineage: Eukaryota; Fungi; Ascomycota; Sordariomycetes; Xylariales; Hypoxylaceae
Product: NAD(P)-binding protein
Exons: 3
Coding region: 1-927 (308 amino acids)
Source: RefSeq, a predicted model, not a curated record
AUGGAUGCUCCGAACACAAAGCCAUAUCAUUUACCUCCUGAUGCCGUUUGGUUUAUUACCGGAUGCUCUUCUGGAAUCGGCCAAUCUCUAGCUGAGCUCAUCACGAAGACUUCAAACCGCUUGGUAGCUACAGCUCGCAAACUAUCAGCUUUAUCAAGUCUUCCAGACAACGACCGCGUCCUCAAGCUAGAGCUGGACGUCACAUCUAUUCCCGGCAUCGAGGCUGCCCUCCAAGCUACGGUAGAGAAGUUUGGUCGCAUCGAUGUCGUAGUCAACAACGCGGGCUACUCCCUCGUCGGUGACACUGAAGGUGCAGAAGACCAGGAAUCCCGAGCAGUGCUUGACACGAACUUCUGGGGUAUGGUAGACGUGACGAAGAGAGCUCUGGGAAUCAUGAGGGAUGUGAAUCCCAAAACCGGACAGCAAGGAGGUGUGAUUCUGAACCUGAGCUCCAUGGGUGGCUGGUCUGGCUUUCCGGGGGGCUCCUUUUAUCACGCCAGUAAAUUUGCUAUGGAAGGAUGGACAGAGGCUGUGGCAAAGGAGUUACCGGCUUCUUGGAACAUUCAUUUGUGCAACAUCGAGCCUGGAGGUGUAAAAACCAACUUUGCGACGUCUUCUCUCAAGCCCAUGGCCAAGAGACACCCAGCCUAUGCCGACCCUAGUUACCCUACGAAUGUCUUGUUGGCGUACAUGGAAAGUGAGGGGGGCCGUAGCUUGUGGUCAGAACCAAAUGAUCUCGCUGCAGCCAUGUAUCGAGUUGUAAGUCGCGGUCAGAGAAUUCCGAUUCGUGUGCCACUAGGACCGGAUGCCUGGGGAAUGAUAGCGAAGGACCUCGAAGACACCGAGAAAGAUCUAGAGGACUUGAAAGAUAUCAGCUUAAGCGUGGGUGACCCGAAACAGCUAGAGACUAUUAACUUUUUGAAGUAG